AGUAAGUGUAAACAGGAAGAAGAGUGCAAAAUUAAACCGCGUCGACGAACAUUGCGUUACAUUGACAGGAUCUGUUUGAAGUCGCAAUGCAGGUGUACAGUAAGCUUAAAGGUCAUUAAUUUAUGUUUAGCACAUGAUGUAAAGUGACUCGACGAAAGUUAUUAGAGAAAACAUCGGGUAAUGCUAAUUUGCGGUUCUGGCAUCGUUGAAACACGGGUCCAGUUCGCUUGCACCAGAGCGAGCAGACAGUCCAGAUAUAGUCCAGAAAGCCUUUAACACUGUACGUGAAUGACUGUCGUGUUUUUAACGAAGAAAUCUGCAGCUAACGUUAACGUUAGUUCGUGCAGAUAAUCUGCAUCCGAUAGAAUUCCGCUCCCUACCGGUGACUCGAUGACCUACUAACCCAGUAGUGAAUCGAGUUAGUGUUUCUGUAUAAGAAAGCCUUUGGCUGACGACUAGACCGAUAAUUUCAACAGAAUUCAAAAUGGUUCAGAAAGACAAAAUAAUCGAGUCGACACAGUCAGACAGUGAAGCAGAUCCAGUGCCAAGCGAAGCUGUUGCGGAUACGCAGUGUCCGGUGGACGAGCCCAGUAUCGGGGUUGAGCGAACGGGCCGCAGGAAAUUCAUCACCGGUGUUGUGGAGGGCUUCUAUGGACGGCCGUGGACUAUGGAGCAACGGAAAGAGCUUUUCAGGAGGCAGCAGAAAUGGGGGUUGAACACCUAUCUGUAUGCCCCAAAAGAUGACUACAAACACAGAAUGUUUUGGAGAGAAAUGUAUUCUGUUGAGGAAGCAGAUCAACUCACAACUUUAAUAAGUGCUGCUGAAGAGCAUGGGAUUGAGUUCAUUUAUGCCAUUUCCCCUGGCCUGGACAUUACAUUCUCAAAUCAGAAGGAAGUGUCAACACUUAAAAGGAAGUUAGACCAGGUCUCUCAUUUUGGGUGCAAGUCUUUUGCCUUACUGUUUGAUGACAUUGAUCAUAACAUGUGUCCAGCUGACAAGGAGGUAUUCAGCUCCUUUGCACAUGCUCAAGUGUCUAUCACCAAUGAGAUCUUCCAAUAUUUGGGAGAACCUGAAAUAUUUGUAUUUUGCCCCACAGAAUAUUGUGGAACAUUUUGUUAUCCAAAUGUGUCACAAUCGCCUUACCUGCGCACAAUAGGUGAAAAGCUGCUUCCUGGUAUUGAGGUGCUGUGGACAGGUCCCAAAGUAGUUUCUAAAGACAUAACUGUUGAAUCUAUUGAAGAAGUCACGAAGAUACUAAGGAGAGCUCCUGUCAUCUGGGACAAUAUUCAUGCUAAUGACUACGAUCAGAAGAGACUUUUCUUGGGGCCUUAUAAAGGCAGGUCUACAGAACUCAUCCCUCGGCUGAAGGGAGUCCUCACCAACCCCAACUGUGAAUUUGAGUCUAAUUUUGUGGCCAUUCACACGUUAGCCACGUGGUAUAAAUCUAACAUGAAUGGAGUGAGAAAAGAUGUUGUCAUGACGGACAGUGAAGACAGCACUGUGUCCAUCCAGAUAAAGUUGGAAAACGAGGGCAGUGAUGAGGAGCUAGACACAGACAUCCUCUACAGCCCACAGAUCGCACUCAAGCUGGCUCUCACUGAAUGGCUGAGCGAGUUUGGAGUGCCUCAUCAGUACAACAGUCGGCAGGUUCCUCACAGUGGAACUAAAAGCACUUCUAUAGAUGUUCCUGCACUCACUGUGCCCAGUCUGGGCACGUCCACUACAGUGACUACAGUCUUCCAACAGCCCAUCAUGAGUCCAAACGUGCCCCUUAGCGAUGAACUGCUUGUGCUUGGCAAAGAAGAGGAGGUGGAGGUGGAGGUGGAGAAAAAGGAGUCUGACGAAGAACCCAUGGAGAUGGUCGUGGAGAAACACGAUGAGGUGGAGGACACUAAAAAUGUCAACCAGAUCCUCACAGAGAUUGUCAAGGCAAAAAUGACAGAAGAUCUCAGACCCAUGGACACAGACAAAGAGAGCCUGACAGAGUCCAAGUCCCCAGAGAUGUCCAUUCAAGAGGAUUCAGGCAGCGACAUUGCACCGAUGCAGACUGAUGAUCAGCUCAAUAAGGAAGUGUUUGUUCCAGGCCCCAAUGAGAAGCCGCUGUUUACUGCUGAGCCACUUACUCUGGAGGAUCUGACCCUGCUAGCUGAACUCUUCUACCUGCCAUACGAACACGGUCCCAAAGCAGUACAGAUGCUGAAAGAGUUUAACUGGUUGAGAGCAAAUAGCAAUUAUGUUAGUGUGAACGCCAACGCAAAGGAUCCAGAGAAGGUAGCCGAAUGGCAAUCCAGAGCGGAAAACUUUGAGGAGAUGUGCUGCUCCGUCAUCCAGAUGUUCACCAGACUCUCCAACUCGGCCAACAGGACCAUUCUUUAUGACCUGUAUCCCUAUAUCUGGGAUAUAAAGAGUAUCAUCUCAAUGGUGAAAUCAUUUGUUCAGUGGUUAGAUGGAAGAAUCUUCAGCACAAGUUUCUACUGCUAUCGGAUGGACAGUGCCCAAUGGUGUCGUAGUCAGUCGUCAGCACAGUUCUUAAGUGGCGACCAAGAGCCCUGGGCCUUUAGGGGCGGUCUAGCAGGAGAGUUCCAGAGACUGUUGCCAAUUGAUGGGGCAAAUGAUCUUUUCUACCAGCCACCACCACCAAUGCCAACUUCCAAAAUCUAUACCCUAAGGCCUUACUUUCCCAAAGAUGAGGUAGGUUUUGGCUGGGCAUCAAACCACUGAUAUCAGCCAUUUUAUUUUCUAUUUGCAAAAUUGUGUGUAUGCAACU
Molecule: messenger RNA, 2768 nt
Organism: Sinocyclocheilus grahami
Lineage: Eukaryota; Metazoa; Chordata; Actinopteri; Cypriniformes; Cyprinidae
Product: protein O-GlcNAcase-like
Exons: 13
Coding region: 485-2722 (745 amino acids)
Biological process (GO): glycoprotein metabolic process
Molecular function (GO): beta-N-acetylglucosaminidase activity
Source: RefSeq, a predicted model, not a curated record